This is a messenger RNA of Hylaeus anthracinus, 2145 nucleotides long. RefSeq lists its product as uncharacterized. Gene Ontology annotation, molecular function: single-stranded DNA binding. Gene Ontology annotation, cellular component: Shu complex. Gene Ontology annotation, biological process: double-strand break repair via homologous recombination. The record is from RefSeq and is a predicted model, not a curated record. The transcript is spliced from 5 exons. Lineage: Eukaryota; Metazoa; Arthropoda; Insecta; Hymenoptera; Colletidae. Bases 453 to 1097 code for a protein of 214 amino acids.
GUUAUGCAGCGUAAAAAAUGAGAACUAUUUCACUACAAACUUUGGUGUUUUGCUGUUGAUCACUGUUGACCAAAAGUUUAAAAUUUAAUACAGUAUGUUCACCACUAGAUGGCUAUACCAUCAUCCGAACAUGAUUUUAGUUAUGUAACCGAUAGAAAUAAUUUCUUGGAACAUGUUUUUAUAUCCUCAAGUAUAAUUUUUUUUUCAAUCUGACAGAAACCUUUCAAAUAAAUGGAAUCCCGAAAGUGUUCGAUACGUUACAUGCAUAUGCCACUUAAGAUGUCGCUGCCGAGGAAAUUACGUUAAAAGAUGACGCUACUGGAUAAUAUAAGAUGACGUUUCAUUUAAAUUUCUUUCGCAAUACACAGUAAUAAUUAUCAAAGAAAAGAAUUCACAUCACUUAUCGCGGUAAUCGCAUAACCUAAAUACGAUUUUAAUAAUCGGCGGAAGACAUGUUCUCCGCUAAGAAAAAUGUGAAGACAACGUUACUUUGUGGGCCUGCCGAGUUAAGCAAAUCUUUCAUAUUCGAGGCAGCAAUUUACUGGGCCGAGGAAGGACGCCGCGUCGUUUACAUUACACCAGCCCCGUUGGAGAGCCUGCCGGCGGCCUAUCACGACAGAAGUAAUCCAGCACCCGCGGCUUUCAAGCUGAUGAGAUUUAUGUACUUGGAGAACUACGAGGCUUUGGUGAAACGACUCGUCGAGUUGCACACCUUUGCCACCCUACCUUCCGUGCUCUUAAUCGAUGACUUCGACACCUACGUGAACGUUCACGAGAAAACCAAGGCGAUGGAAAACGUUCACAUCGCCAAAACGUGUUCGAUCAUUCUCGACACGAUGAACUCAUGCUCGAGAAUAUUGAAAACGAACGUGUACUUCUGCGCGUGGUCCACCACAGCGAUGAACAAUAUUAACACGUAUUCGAUGUACUUCGUCAAUAUAUGGAAUUUAACGAACGAAGAGGACGGUAAAACGAUAUUGUUGGAGAAAUACUUGCACGAAUCGCCCACCGACAAAUUUCCAUCGUACAGAUAUUGCAAACUUCAAGAUGGAACUCGCGUCUUGAGGCAGGUACUCUACGAAACUACCGAGAAUUGAAUCUUCUGCGUCACCGCAUGAUACACUGCGACGAUAUCUUCGAUAGUUUGGCAGGACCAAAUUGUUUACAUCAUAGUAACAUUCUUGACUCUGAUCUUGUACAAAAGAAAGGUGCCUUGAGAGCUAUCGCGGUAUCAUUUCGUAUUAAAAAUCGCGUUUGAAAACGAAUCGCACAAUGCUAGCGUCUCGAACAGUUCUACAGAACCAAACGAUUGUCUACGCUGUAGUAAUUUUCCUGGUGUAAAUUUUGCACAAAGAAAGUGCUUCGUUUAAAAAGUGUACACAGUAAUAACUCAUCUUUUGUAUAAAAAAAAAGCGGUGUCCCUCGUUCAAGAAGAGACGUAGAAAUCGGUCGAGGAGACCUAUCCGAUUCGAGGUCGGCGAACAAUUUCUCCGGGCGCAUUAGAGCGUGCGAAAGAAGAAACGCUAACAAACGAGCAACACCGAAAAAAGACAAGUUGCACGCCGGUGCGGAUGUUGGCGUCCUAUUGUCUGGUUCUUCUGCUCGGCCAGGUCGAGAACCGACUCUCGGGGAGUGCCCCCCCUAUAGAUUGAACCGACCACUUGUUCCAAUCGGUCCGAAACAAUCUGAAACUGUCAGGACUACGGGCCCCAUGGGCUUCGCCUGGUAAUAAAUGGAAACUUGGCGGCACCGUAAACUCCGUGAACGGGAACGCGAGAGGGAAGAAGAUGAAUUUUAACAAGCCGCCGGGCCGACCGACGCGAGCAUACACGGAUAAACGACAACCGAUAUCGCGGAUCCGCAAACCGAUGGGCAAACUAUCACGACUCUUACGCUACACUCUUAGGUACACGAUGUAAUACUAAAUAUGCAGAUCGUCCGAGCAUCAGAAGAAGGCAACGUUUAUCGGAUCACGGCGAGGACGAGGAACGGGACAUUGUAAAGUCAAGGGAAUUUUUUAGUUUACAACUUUCAAGAGGGGUGUUCUUUUUUUAUUUUCAAGUUUUUUUUUUCCGUAGUUGUAGCAGCGAUGGUUUAUACAAUUUUGUAAACAAGCAAUAUAGUAAAUAUAUAGUUUUGAAUAAG